CGACGGGAUAGAGGUUAUUCUGUUUACGAUCAAAAAGGGUUUGAACAUAAUAAUUCAAACAAGUAGUAUGCGGAAUUGUCCUUUUCCUUUAUAGGAAUCCUAUGAACAACAAGAUAUUUCAAAUUCUUUAUAAUCAGGCGACACCCGGAUUUGAACUGGGGAAAAAAGGAUUUGCAGUCCCUCGCCUUACCACUCGGCCAUGUCGCCAAAAGGAUACAAAAACUUUGGGAACGACUUUUUUGAUUGUACUUGUUUCUUUCUUUUCCUCCUAAAAAAAAUACUGUGAGUUUAUUCCACUUUAUUUUUUUUUUUAUUUUAUUUGAGCCAUCUAACUACAAAUAUAAAAAAUAUAAAAAAGUGUCUUUUAGUUGAAUCAAAAUCUUUUUUCUAAGAUACUAUAAAAAAGAUUUUCAAAUUAUUUUUUUUAUUAUCUAUGAAAUUCUUAGAAAUUCCUAAAUCUUUUUUAUAGUUCAGAUAUGGAGUUCGAUACAAUUUCAUGUGAUUCAGUAAAAACAAUAGAAAUUUCCUCAUUAAGAAAUCAUCUAUUUUCUUAGCUAUUAGAUGAAGGAUUCAUAAAGUUUCAUAAAAUCAAUAUAAAUAAUAAUAAAGAAAAUAAAAAGGAAUUAAAAAAAAAAUGCUUGUAGAUGUAAAAAAGGGCGGAGUUACUACAAUCCCUGGAUUGAAUCAGAUACAAUUUGAAGGAUUUUCUAGGUUUAUUGAUCAAGGUUUAAUGGAAGAACUUUCUAAGUUUCAAAAAAUUGAAGAUCUAGAUCACGAAAUCCAGUUUCAUUUAUUUGUGGAAACAUCUCAAUUGGUAGAACCGUUGAUCAAGGAAAGAGAUGCUGUGUAUGACUCACUAACAUAUUCUUCUGAAUUCUAUGUAUUGGCAGGAUUAAUUUGGGAGAGCAAGUAAGGAUCGAUCUACACGUAUGCAAGAACAAAUCAUUUUUCUUGGCAGCAUUCCUCUAAUGAAUUCCCUGGGAAGUUUUAUAGUAAAUGGAAUCUAUAGAAUUGUGAUCAAUCAAAUACUACAAAGCCCUGGCAUUUAUUAUCGGUCAGAAUUGGACCAUAACGGAAUUUUGGUUUACACCGGCACAAUAAUAUCAGAUUGGGGAGGAAGAUUAGAAUUAGAAAUUGAUAGAAAAGCAAGAAUAUGGGCUCGUGUGAGUAGGAAAAAAAAAAUAUCGAUUUUAGUGCUAUCAUCAGCUAUGGGAUUAGAUCUAAGAGAAGUUAUAGAUAAUGCCUGUUAUCCUGAAAUUUUUUUUAUCUUUUCUGAGUGAUAAGGAUACAAAAAAAAUUGGUUCAAAAGAAAACGCGAUUUUGGAGUUUUAUAAAAAAUUCGCUUGCGUAGGCGGUGAUCCGUUAGGGUAUGAAAUACUUAUGUAAGGAAUUACAAAAAAAAUUUUUUCACCAAAGAUGUGAAUUAGGACGGCUUGGUCGACGAAAUAUGAACCGAAGACUUAAUCUUGAUAUACCCCAGAAUAAUACUUUUUUGGUACCACGAGAUAUAUUAGCAGCCGCCGAUCAUUUGAUUGGACUCAAAUUUGGAAUGGG
Molecule: messenger RNA, 1554 nt
Organism: Cuscuta epithymum
Lineage: Eukaryota; Viridiplantae; Streptophyta; Magnoliopsida; Solanales; Convolvulaceae
Source: the annotation of a GenBank genome assembly